GCGGCGGCGCGAGAGAAGCUCGGCCUACUCACCACCUCGGGACGGGCCUUCUCGCCCCGGCCGCACGGCGGCGCCCCGCUCCGAGGCUUUUUCUUCUGGUCUCGGUCACCAGAACUGGGUCAGGGUACGAGAUGACGGCGGUUCUACCGCGGAUCGAGCAGCUCUCCUCCCGGGUGGUGCGUGUGCUGGGAUGUAACCCUGGACCCAUGACGCUCCAGGGCACCAACACUUAUUUGGUGGGGACCGGCCCCAGGAGAAUUCUUAUUGAUACUGGUGAACCAUCAAUUCCAGAUUAUAUCAUCUGUUUAAAACAAGCACUGACUGAAUUUAACACGUCAAUCCAAGAAAUUAUAGUGACUCACUGGCACAAGGAUCAUACUGGAGGCAUAGCAGAUAUAUGUAAUAGCAUCAAUCCGGGCACUGAAUAUUGCAUUAAAAAGCUGCCACGCAAUCCCUUCAAGGAAGAAGUUAUAAGAAAUAGUGAGCAAAAAUAUGUUUAUCUGAAAGAUGGAGAUGUGAUUAAUACAGAAGGAGCCACUCUCAGAAUACUGUACACACCUGGACACACCGAUGAUCAUAUGGCUCUAUUUUUAGAAGAGGAAAAUGCUAUAUUUUCUGGAGACUGCAUUCUAGGAGAAGGAACAACAAUAUUUGAAGAUCUUUAUGACUACAUGAAUUCCUUAAAAAUGCUAUUAAAUGUUAAAGCUGAUUUGAUAUACCCAGGACAUGGCCCAGUCAUCCUUAAUGCUGAAGCUAAAAUUCAAGAAUACAUUGCUCACAGAAAUGCACGGGAACGUCAAAUCCUUGAUUUUUUUCAAGAUAAUGUUGGAAAGUUAUUUACUGAAAUGGAACUUGUAAAGAUUCUUUAUAAGUAUACUCCUGAGCAUUUACAUAAAGUAGCUUGUCAUAACCUCUCCCUUCACUUGAACAAAUUAGAAAAAGACGGGAAACUAUCAAGCACAAUGACUCCUGAAAAGAAAUGGAAAUCUAAUCUAUAGUUUCAUGAUAGCGAAUAAAGAAUAAUCUGAGAUCUUUAUUAAGGAUAUACACUGCAGAAGAAUAUUGAAAAAGAAACUAACUACAAAUAAUUAGUAUCACAUCUGUUCCAUUAUCAAAAAUAUAAGAAUUCUACAAUCUACAUUUAGAAUAUGCACCAUAAUUAUGAUUCAUCUAACAUUUCAAGACUUUAUGAAAAUACAUUGUAAUAAUUUUUGAGUUCUUAGACUAAAACUUCUGUACUUUAUAAAUAAUAAAAUCAGCUCAUUUAAAAAUC
Messenger RNA from Dromiciops gliroides (monito del monte), 1273 nucleotides. It is a transcript of the gene LACTB2, whose product is annotated as lactamase beta 2. The record is from RefSeq and is a predicted model, not a curated record. The transcript has 7 exons. NCBI's taxonomy places the organism in Eukaryota, Metazoa, Chordata, Mammalia, Microbiotheria, Microbiotheriidae. Bases 132 to 998 code for a protein of 288 amino acids. Gene Ontology annotation, cellular component: mitochondrial matrix. Gene Ontology annotation, molecular function: RNA endonuclease activity; single-stranded RNA binding.